CUUGCACCCAAAGUUCGUUUCUCGCGUGUUAUUGCACCUUAGUACCUUACCUACAGGUACUAAAGCUUCUACAUGAACUAAUGCAUCACCACCACCUUGAGCGCUUAACAACAUAUGUACGCAACUCGCAACUAACCACAGCCCCAACUAUUCGAGCCUUACGCGCACUUUUCCGCCUGGGAGGUGCCAACUACUACUAGUAGCACCAAAUGUGCCUUGGUGGCGUGUAUUUGCCGAUCCCACUCGCCCAAAUCUCACUGCCCAUCAGCCACGCGAAACAGCCAAUACAAGGCGUCGGAACCCCCCCCCUGCAGCUGCGUAGCGCUCCAUGGCGUGUCUUGAGAUGCUUUGUCCGCGGCAGGGGUUUCACCACAAUAAUCAUCUUCUUCCAUUUACCGGUUUUCUCUGAUUCUCAUGGCGGUGUCGCCUUUUGGGGGGCUUGUUUUGUGAAACUAAUGAAGAAAAAAAAAGAGCACGGCUCAAGUAACCCGCUUUAUUAAUAGAACACCCAGGAACUAAUAAGGACGAGGCUAACUGGACAGAGACAACUGCUAGGAGAAGCAAA
Messenger RNA from Trichoderma asperellum CBS 433.97, 565 nucleotides. The record is from RefSeq and is a predicted model, not a curated record. NCBI's taxonomy places the organism in Eukaryota, Fungi, Ascomycota, Sordariomycetes, Hypocreales, Hypocreaceae.